Messenger RNA from Thermochaetoides thermophila DSM 1495, 1530 nucleotides. RefSeq lists its product as uncharacterized. The coding region runs from base 1 to 1530 and encodes 509 amino acids. The transcript is spliced from 4 exons. Lineage: Eukaryota; Fungi; Ascomycota; Sordariomycetes; Sordariales; Chaetomiaceae. The record is from RefSeq and is a predicted model, not a curated record.
AUGGAUUCGAUUCCGCCCAAAAAGUUCCCUGGACCGAAGCGUCCCAAUUACAAGUUGACAACACCAGUCAAGCCAGAAUUGAGUCAAAUCAUCUCCAAGAAAAAAGCUGAAGUAUCCAGCAAGGUUACCUCAAAACUCUUAGUGACGGUCUACCUCACUUUGCCGCGGGAGGAUCGCGGUUUCAAGGAUGUUGACCCUGACGAUGCUGAUGUCAAGACCCUCCUCUCCCGACUCGUCAGUGAGCAUCAGGUCGAGAUCGAGGCCGAUAUCGAUGAAGAUCUUGAGAGCCCAGUAAUUACAGUCAGAGCCAGCAACCGCGAGAAAGCCAAGGAAGUCGUCAUGGAAUUGAGAAAGCAUCUCCUCAAGGUUGCCGGCGAAGAGACCACUUGGCUCACUCGAACCAUGAUUUAUCCUUCUAAAGUUGGCAAGGGUGCUUUCACGGCCGUCCUCGAGCAAAAAGAGCGAGUCGGUGCUCGAGCUGCAGCUGCCAGGCCCAGUAGCUUGCAGGUUGUGAUCAACCAGCUUCAGGUCAAGGCUGAUGAAGCCGACUACGCGAAGCAGCUUGAAGGGACCUUGGGGGUUCUUUUUAAAACAUUGAAAUCUCAGUCCUAUGCAAUGCGCAUGCGAUUUGAUUUUGGAAAAUACUUUCUCCGCCAAUGGAAGAAAGACCAGUUAAUCUACAGUUUCUCAGAGCUGCAAAGCUUGGUCUCGCGAAAUGCCGGCAGAGGAAUUGGCCAUAUGAAGAAUACUGUCGGUGAAAAAGCGAUCAGAGGUGUUUGGGAGCUUUUUGCGAACAAAGCCGAUACCCUCCCUCAAGGGGUCCGCGAUUGGGCGAGUAACUGGACCACUAAAUACUCGCUGAUUCUGCACACCAAGCAUCACCGUAUUGAGACCAACCUUGAAGCAGUAUCCAGCCAACGCAACACUGUGAACAGGAACAAGGCACAAGAGUACAACGCCGGCCCAUUGAGUUGUCAAGAGCAUGCUAAACAACCUCAGGCAGCUGAGGUGAUUACCUUAUGUCCAGAAAACGCCUAUGACUGGCGACUAGAAGUUCGCAAAUUGCCGCCCGCCAAGUAUGUCUCUUGCCCGUUUACCAUGGCGGAACUUCAGAAGAGCCUGAACUUUAAACCAAAGACGAACGACUUCGAUUUUCCCAACUUGUCCAUGUCCAGGGAUUUCAUGAAGAAACACGACGUCCAGAAAGUCUAUGGCAAGGUGACCCGGCAGUUCCAGCUGAGCAUGAGAUACUGCUUAGAGGUCAGCUUGACCCAUGUGCGAGAGCAAGGACCCGCCAACUCUAUGGUUCCGAUCGUGACUGGUGGCGAGGUUAUCUUGAGCGACAAUGUCGAGUGGGACCGCUCCAUGGCCGAGACCUCGCAGGUCCCGCGAGCCUGGAAGGGGAGCUUUGCUGAAGAAUUCUUGGAUGACUACGAGGACGCGCCUGAGGCAACGGGCACUGAUGGUGUGUCUAAGUUGCUGGCCUGGAUCCGCUGGAUCCAACGCAUCCUUGAUAAAGCAGAAGAGUAG